CAAAUCAGAUGAUUGUCAUUUGGCUUUGUUGUAACUUGUGGUGUAAAAUAAAUAAAUAAAAAUUGUAUCCUGAAUCAUUAGCAGUUAAUAUCUACUGUACGGGGUUCCCGAAGAUCUUCUCUUCAGAUCUGUCGAGAGGCUGUAGACGUUACCUACUUAGUACAUGUCUUGAAGUUCGAGAAAGCUAUUUCGUAUACAGUUCAUCGUCUCGUUCAUUCCACAAUCUCAAGAAAGAUGUCACCAGCCUAAUAAGGCGGGUUCCACGUCAAGUUGUAAAUCCGGCCCCGUACCGAUGCACUAGUGGUUGACGAGCGAACUAAAGCCACAGCCGCCAUGUCGUCGGUAAAGGUGGCAGUGAGGGUUCGUCCCUUCAACUCCCGGGAGAUUGCCCGGGAAUGCAAAUGCAUCAUCGAGAUGUCCGGGAAUACUACAGUGAUCACAAACCCGAAGGCACCUCCUGGCAGCAAAGAUGGCGCGAAAAGCUUCAAUUUUGAUUUCUCAUACUGGUCUCAUAAUCCAAAUGAUCCAGAGUUUUCAUCCCAAGUCAUGGUGUACAAAGACAUCGGAGAGGAGAUGUUGCAACACGCCUUCGACGGCUACAACAUAUGCAUAUUCGCGUACGGGCAGACGGGUGCGGGCAAGUCCUACACCAUGAUGGGCAGUGGAAAGGAUGGGCAGGAGGGCAUCAUCCCGCAGAUCUGCAAGGAUCUCUUCAGGCGCAUCCGACAGACCACCUCCGAUGAUCUUAAAUAUUCGGUGGAAGUGUCAUACAUGGAGAUAUACUGCGAGCGAGUCCGUGAUCUCCUGAACCCGAAGAACAAGGGGAACCUGAGGGUUCGUGAGCACCCAGCGCUCGGUCCCUACGUGGAGGACCUCAGCAAGCUGGCGGUGACGUCAUACCAGGACAUAUACGACCUCAUCGAUGAGGGAAACAAGGCUAGGACCGUGGCAGCGACCAACAUGAACGAGACCUCGUCUCGUUCGCACGCUGUCUUCACCAUAUUCUUCACGCAGCAGAGACAUGACCAGACCACCAACCUCAUGUCGGAGAAGGUGUCAAAAAUCUCGCUGGUGGACCUGGCAGGGUCUGAGCGAGCGGACUCGACAGGAGCUAAGGGUACCCGCCUCAAGGAAGGCGCGAAUAUCAACAAGUCUUUGACUACACUCGGCAAAGUCAUCUCGGCGCUCGCUGAAAUUGCUUCGAAGAGUAAGAAAUCGAAGAAGGCGGACUUCAUUCCGUACCGUGACUCCGUGCUGACGUGGCUGCUGCGUGAGAACCUCGGCGGGAACUCCAAGACCGCCAUGAUAGCGGCCAUCUCACCAGCCGACAUCAAUUUUGAUGAAACCCUCAGUACUUUGAGAUACGCGGACCGCGCCAAGCAGAUCGUCUGCAAGGCGGUUGUCAAUGAGGACGCCAACGCGAAACUUAUCCGAGAGCUCAAAGAAGAAAUACUCAAACUACGGGAACUACUCAAGGCAGAAGGCAUAGAAGUGGAAGAAGGACCAGAUGGUAAAGUCCUUUAUGAAAAGAAACAAGAGCCCAUCAGAGAAGAGAACAACGCGUCCCCGCAACGCAAGAAGAGCGAGGCUGAGGUGCUUUCCCCGAAGUUGUCCCGAGCGGCCACGACUAUUGCCGAGGAGGCUGUCGAUCAGCUGCAAGCCUCGGAGAAACUUAUUGCUGAACUGAACGAGACUUGGGAGGAAAAACUGAAGCGUACCGAGCAGAUCCGGGUGCAACGCGAAGCUGUGUUCGCGGAGAUGGGUUUGGCAGUGAAGGAAGGUGGCAUCACCGUCGGCAUCUACUCGCCCAAGAAGACACCGCAUCUCGUCAACCUGAACGAAGACCCCAACCUGUCCGAGUGUCUCAUCUAUUAUAUUAAGGAUGGUGUAACUCGCGUUGGUACAUCCGAAGCUAACGUGCCCCAAGACAUCCAGUUGUCUGGCUCCCACAUACUGAGCGAGCAUUGCAUCUUCGAGAACACUGACGGAGUCAUACUGCUCAUCCCACAUCGAGACGCGCUCAUCUAUGUCAAUGGACGCGAGCUGACGGAGCCAGUGAUCCUGAAGUCCGGCUCCCGUGUGAUCCUGGGCAAGAACCACGUGUUCCGGUUCACACACCCUGGCCAGCCGCGCGAGGAUCCUGUCAACAAGGAGAACAAGGAACUCACCACCAGCUACACUGAGAGUGACUCCGGCAGUACAGACGCCGACGGUAAGAACGUGGACUGGGACUAUGCGCAAUGCGAGUUGCUUGAGAAGCAGGGCAUCGACUUGAAGGCAGAGAUGCAGAAACGUCUGUUGGCUCUAGAGGAACAGUUCCGAAGGGAGAAGGAACAUGCUGACCAGCAGUUUGAAGAACAGCGCAAGAACUACGAGGCCCGUAUCGACGCCCUGCAGCGUCAGGUGGAAGAGCAGAGCGUCACCAUGUCCAUGUACAGCUCCUACACUCCUGAGGACUUCCACAAUGAUGAAGAUAUAUUUGUGAACCCGUUGUUCGAGACGGAGUGCUGGUCGGCCCGCGAGGUCGGCCUGGCCGCCUGGGCGUUCCGCAAGUGGAAGUACCAUCAGUUCACAUCGCUACGUGACGACCUGUGGGGGAAUGCUAUCUUCCUCAAGGAAGCGAACGCGAUCUCAGUGGAGCUUCGCAAGAAAGUCCAGUUCCAGUUUACAUUACUGACGGACACCCCCUACUCCCCCCUCCCGGCCGAGCUGGCUCCCCGCGACGACGCUGACGACGAGUACCGACCCUCAGCACCUACUGUAGUAGCCGUCGAGGUCACUGACACCAAGAACGGCGCCACCCAUUACUGGACACUUGAAAAGCUACGCCAUCGGCUGGAGCUCAUGCGACAGAUAUACAACAUGAACGAGAGCGCUUGUGCCGAGGACGAGGCGCCCCCGCUAGUGCUGGCGCCGCCGCCGCACGUUGGCAUCGCGGCCGGGGGCGCGGGCGGGGGCGCGGCCGGGGCGCCGCCCCCCGACAUACUGCACUGUAUCUCUGCGUGCGCGCAACAGACGCGCCUGUCGCUAGCCAACCUGCUGCCCUCCAGGCAACGUCUGGAGCUGAUGCGUGAGAUGUACCACAAUGAAGCCGAGCUGUCUCCCACCUCGCCCGACCAUAACAUUGAGUCCGUUACUGGUGGGGACCCCUUCUACGACAGAUUCCCGUGGUUCCGUCUAGUGGGACGGAGCUUCGUAUACCUAUCGAACCUGCUAUACCCGGUUCCCCUCAUUCACAAAGUGGCCAUCGUGAAUGAGAAAGGAGACGUCAAGGGCUACCUCCGAGUGGCCGUGCAGGCUGUUAUCGACGCUGAAAAGAACAAUGCAGAAUUCGCAGCCGGCGUGAAGCAGUCUGCGAAGAUAUCGUUCGACGACGACGUGGCCCCGGCCCGUCGCACCAAGCUCUCUGCUGUCGACAAGAACAACGCGAUUAAUCUCGACGAGCGCAUUAACGAUGUGCCCGAUUCUAAUAUUAAAAUUGAAGAACUGGCAAUGGGUGAGUGUGACGCGGACAGUGGUCGCGGAGACAGUUCCCUGGCGUCGGAGCUGAAGGAGGAGGACCUGCCGGAGCACCUGACGCUGGGCAAGGAGUUCACCUUCCGAGUCACCGUGCUGCAGGCGCACAGCGUGUCCACUGACUACGCUGACGUGUUCUGCCAGUUCAACUUCCUACACCGUAACGAAGACGCAUUCUCGACAGAGCCCGUCAAAAAUGCGGGCAAGAACACACCACUUGGAUUCUACCAUGUGCAAAACAUCACAGUGCCUGUAACGAAAUCGUUCGUGGAGUACAUAAAGACGCAGCCGAUCGUGUUCGAAGUAUUCGGCCACUACCAACAACACCCGCUGCACAAGGUAAGCUCUAUUGACGCGAAGCAGGACGGCGGUGUAGGCGGAGUAGGGGGGCGCACGCCCCCGCGGCGCAUGCUGCCGCCGUCGAUCCCGAUCUCUGCGCCCGUGCGGAGCCCCAAGUGGGGCGCCGCCGCAGUCGCCGCGCCCUGCUGCAGCUCGCACCUGCACUCCAAGCACGACCUGCUCGUCUGGUUCGAGAUAUGCGAGCUCGCGCCCAACGGGGAAUACGUGCCGGCUGUGGUGGAGCACUCAGACGAGCUCCCGUGCCGCGGGCUGUUCCUGCUGCACCAGGGCAUCCAGCGCCGCAUCCGCAUCACCAUCCUGCACGAACCCUCGCAGGACCUGCAGUGGACCGAUGUCAGGGAACUUGUUGUCGGUCGUAUCCGCAACUCCCCCGAGGCGAACGAGGACACAACAGACGGCGACGAGGACGGCGCUCUGUCUCUCGGACUAUUCCCAGGGGAGAGGCCCACGCUCGACGACAGGGCUGUGUUCAGGUUCGAAGCAGCCUGGGACAGUAGCUUGCACGGCUCCCCCCUGCUGAACAGGGUGAGCGCCAACGGUGAAGUCGUCUACAUCACGCUCAGCGCUUACUUGGAGGUGGACAACUGCAGCCGACCAGCAAUAAUCACGAAGGACCUGUCUCUGGUGGUGGUGGGGCGCGAGGCCCGCACGGGCAGGUCACUGCGACGUGCCCUGUUCGGUUCCCGGGCCGCGCGAGCUGACCACAUCACUGGAGUCUACGAACUUAGUCUACACAGAGCUCUUGAACCAGGCGUCCAACGUCGCCAGCGCCGAGUCCUGGACACGAGCGGGACGUACGUCCGCGGCGAGGAGAACCUGCACGGCUGGAGGCCGCGCGGGGACUCGCUCAUAUUCGACCACCAGUGGGAGUUAGAGAAGAUGACUAGACUGGAGCAGGUGGGCCGCACGCGCCACCUGCUGGCGCUGCGGGAGAGACUGCGGCACGGACACGAGAACACGGUCGCGCCCAACGACUUCACCAAGACCGAGAAGGAGGUAAACAACAUGGCGGCCAAGGCGGCGGCGGAGUGCGCCCGCGACGAGUCGGUGUACGAGCCGUGGGAGAUGUCGCCCCGGGAGAAGGAGCUCGCCACUAAAUACAUUAAACUUAUACAAGGCAGGAUAGGGUCCCCGGCCAAGGAGGUGGAGACGGCGGCGUCCCCCGCGACGCCGGUGGACGAGGGCGUCUCCGCAGACAUCUCCACGCCCAGCCUGCUCUCCUCCAUACAUAGCGCCAGCAGCUUCGAACUAUGCUCACCAGAGCGUGGUUUACUGGAGAAGUCGAUGUCUGGAUGGGCGGGGGCCGGUGGGCCCGGAGGCCAGCUUGGAGCCCUGGGCGCGAUGGGAGCCAUGCCGGCGCCCGGGGCCCUGUAUGUACCCGACUGUGAGGAAGUCAGGGUCUCUGCCGCCGUGGCCAGGCGUGGACAUCUCAACGUACUCCAACACGGCACGCAUGGCUGGAAGAAACGCUGGCUGGUGGUGAGACGGCCCUACGUGUUCAUAUACCGCGACGAGCGCGACCCCAUCGAGCGCGCGGUCAUCAACCUCGCCAACGCACACGUCGAGUACUCCGAGGACCAGGAGCAGAUGGUGCGCAUGCCUAACACCUUCAGCGUGGUCAGCAAGGAGCGCGGCUACUUGCUCCAGACCCUGGGCGACAAGGAAGUCCACGACUGGCUGUACGCCAUCAACCCCCUGCUAGCUGGACAGAUCAGACUCCAAGCCAUUCUGCCACUGAGGCAAAAGCACCAACCCCUACAGCCAAAGGUCCCGGUCGGCGCGGCGCGGGGACCGGCCGGCGGCGGGGGCCGCGCCCUGAGACCUCACCAUGGAGUCUAUCCUCGUUGUUUAAGUGCGUCUCCCACGCCGCACUCGCUCAUCGCGCCUUGCACGCCCAUUGAAACGGCUCGAUACUUCUACGACUGGAAUUAAACUUUGCAAAUAGGUACUGUUACUAUCUUGAAUGAUACAUAUGGUGUCUGAAUCGAUGUGGUUAUAUGGAGGAAAUUGAUAAUCGAUCUUAAUCCAAAAUCUCGAUUGAUUAGUUUUGACUAGAACUGAUGCCAAAAAUCGAUUUUGGAUUGAUAUCGAUUAUCAAUUUCAACUUAUAGCGAGAUAAACAACUUACUUGUCAGUAAGUAAUAAUACAAUUUGUAUCUUUAAUACUGUUUUAAUCACAUCGAUUUAGAUAUUUCUGUUUUUCUACAUAUCGUAUAUUGAAAUGUUAAGUCAGACUGACUACGCUAGCCUGGCAGCUAGUGCAGUUUAAAGAAAGUACUGUACAUGUACUUUUAGACUGAUUUUAACAAUAAUAUCUACAUCGUCGCAAUGUGUUCAUAAUUGCGAACAAAUAUAUUACUUAAAGGAACAUAUUAUACGAGAUGUAGGAAGAUUGGUUGCUAAGCGGUCAAGAUAAUUGUAUGUUCAUAUUAAGCUAUAUUUCUGUCUCUGUCUUUCACUUGUUAAACACAAUUGUGUGACAGUGACAGCAAUAUAAGUGCUUGAACAUAUACUUAUCUUGGAUCUCUCAUUAAAUUGUAUGUAAGUGAAGUUUAAUUCCAAAAAACGAGUAAAAUUUCUAAGAAAAGAGUUAUCCGUGACUGGUUUGGUGGGGUAUAGUCAUUCUAUAGUCACUGAGCGCUCAGGACGAGCUUUUAUUUACUGUGGUCCAUUAAUAUAUACCGAGAUAGUUUCUUCCGUAUUCAAAGUUGCCAAAAUCGAUACCAAGGUUGUAUAGUGAUGCGCCCAACUCGAUAAAGUAUCGAUAAACAACUAUUAUAAAAUGGCCAUCACUAUUUUUGUAAGAUUUUACACUUUUUAUACGUAAUUAACUAUUUCUAUAAAUAUUAUUAAUUUUGUUUCGUCAAUUUUGGGACCACGCGAUAAUAUGCAUGGAAGUCGAAAGACAGUGCAAAUGAAUCAAUUAUUUUAGCAUAUCUAAGUUUUAUUAUAAUUAUAUCAUCAGUAUUAUAAAAGCAGCUGCAUUUAAUGCGAUAUACGAUAUAAUACGUAAAUAUAAUAUAUAUGUAUUAUAUAUUUAAUUUAAAUUCGCUAAUUGGGUACAAGAACUAGUUUUUGGCACUGACAUUGGUCUUAUAUAUUUUUGAUUAAAACAAAAAAGUGUCUUAAUAAAAAUUAUACAAUAAUGUAUGUGACGUAGCUUAAUUCAUAUUUAUAUUACAAAGUAAUAUUAUAGUCGUGGAGAUAUUUUGUUAUUUUAACCAAAAAUAUUCAGGUGCCAAAGCUGAUGAGUUACUUUAGAAGUUUAUAAUGCAAGGGUCGAAUGAGAGGGGACCAAACCGGUGCACUGAUUGUCACAGGAACGUGGUAAACUAAGUAUUUACUCAUGUACAUAAACAUGUCGUGUACAGCAACGUGGGAGCCGUUUCAAUGUCUACAAGGCCUACUACAUAUUCUUUUUAUUCUGUGUGUAAUGGCAACUUUGGACCACGACAAACAAUAACUUUAAUAUAUGAAUAUAACAGCAUUUAUGUAACCAAGUGUCGUGGUCCAUCGGCCACUCCGUAGCAAAUGUUAAUGCGUAUGUCUACGUACAACUCCUGUGCAAUAAAACCUAUAAUAUGUUGCGCACAAAAUAUCGGCGAUGUGUGAUAGACUCCAUCAUGUAACAUGACUAUAUAACUAAGAAUUUAAAAGAAAAUAUUACCAUUGUACUUGUGAAAGGACAAAUUACUGAACUAUAUAAAUUUUCUUCUAAUGUUGAAUACGUUAUUAAAUGUAAUUUACCUUGUAUAUACGUAUGACCCGAACGGUAGGAUAAAUUAUAUUUUGUGGCUCAAAAGGCCGGUGGUGGCGGCAGUCCGGACUCGUAUGACGUCAUACGUAAACGUUUCACAUUCUAGUAUCGAUUGUAAAUACAUUGAAUAUUUGUAGUUAAUGUAGACUAUGCAUUAUAAAUCAUUUACGCUACAGAAUGUAGUCGGUAAUAUCGUUUAACUUGAUAUUGUUUUGUGUAACGAUGUUUUCUUUCCAAAAUUCUUUAUAUGGGAUGUAUAAAGUAGGUUAAUGUGAUGUUACUCAGGUGAAACGUCUCGAUUAUUUCUCGAUUACAGACGAUUCCGUUCGGAGCAUUCCGUACGUUCUAGUCAUAUACCGUGUAGGUACAUGUAUGUGAUAGAGUAGCUCGAUGCUGUGCUGCGAACAAUCACAAAUUAGUGUGUUAAUACGUGUUGUGUUCCGUUGUCCCUCCCCCCUACCCCCUUGUCCCCCUGAUACUCCACGUACCGUACAGAUACGACGUCGAUGUCCUAGGUAGAUAAUGAAUGUGACUGUAGUUUUAUAUGGAUGAUCCUUUAUAGCCGUUACGUUUGUCUCAACACCAUCGUAAGUCCGAGCAAUUGUCUACUCUUGUUACCGCUUUGAUAAAUGUGAAAUAAAAAUAUAAUCAUUGUCACUAUACUAUCGCUUUUAGGUGACUAAUUUUCAUUCGAAAUCGAGCAUACAUAGUUAUAUAAACAUGUAAGCUUAAGACUCGUUAGUCUUUGUAAAUAUUUUACUUCGUUUGGUACUUACAUGGGUUACAGAAAAUUAAAAAAAAAAUAGCUUUCUCCUGUUAAAAGUCCAGUCACAGCAGCUUACACACGACUGUAGACAUAUUCGGCUAACCUAGAGAGUAUCCAGAUAAUAAUUUUUAGCGUAUAAUAAACGUAGCUGUAAGAACAAAAAAAGUAUUAUCCAAAAUUUAGACAUGCUGUGUGUUAGGUAAUAUUUCUUGAAAUUAUAACAAUAUUGUCGUCGAGAUUAUUGAUUACGUUUCAGUUUAUACAGCACAACGUCAAAUGUUGCAAAUUUAUUUUUCAUUCGCGUACUUGGUCGAUUUGGCGAUGUGCUUUAUUUAACACGAGACGCUAUUUAUUGUGUAAGGGUCUUUACAGAUUACUAUGUCCAAGUUUAUUAAUUCUUCACCGAAAUUGAUAUUUGUGUAUAACUAUUGUUCAAUAGGUGUGUCUAUUGUAAUGGAUGAACGGGAUCUCAAGUUGAAUGACAUGAUCGUUAAUACCUUUCUUUUCUAGUCAUUUUAUUUUGUAUUUACAUUCCAAAGUUUGUAUAUUACUCGUUUCAUUUAUUUCGAAAUAAUAGGGUAAUGUGUUUUGCAUAGCAAAAUGGUGUAGUGUAAUACGAAUAGAGCAGGAAUGUACACACGGGUGUGUCGAGGCGGCUGUAACUAUUUAUUUUAAUGCUUUUUUAUUAAAACAUUGUAUGGAAACAAGACAUUUUAAAUUAGAGAUAUGUACAGCGGACGCUGGAUUAUAUUUUUUUAUAGAGUAUACUGUUUAAGCUAUACUGCUAUUUUUAUAGGACUAGCUGUUGUUUUGAUUACGUUUGUUUGUUUAUCGACUAAUUUAUUUGGUAUGCGUCGUUGUGCCGCGGCGGCGCGCGCGUCGCUGUGACGUCACUACCGGUGCGCACGCGCCGCCCUUGUGAUUACGAUAGUGAUUGUUGAUUGUUGGGCGAGAAUGUAUUGAGAACAAAUUAUAUAUUCUAUAUAUAAUUUAUGAAUUUCAUUCAAUUUAUGAAAAUAAGAACAAUGUAAUGAUUGGUAAUAUUACUCAUUGCUCUAAAUGUACUAUCAAAAUAUAUUAUACACAGUGUUAAAGGUCAUAAAUAAAAUGCUUUGAAAAUUUCCAAA
This is a messenger RNA of Spodoptera frugiperda (fall armyworm), 9526 nucleotides long. Its product is annotated as kinesin-like protein unc-104. The record is from RefSeq and is a predicted model, not a curated record. Gene Ontology annotation, biological process: microtubule-based movement. The transcript is spliced from 42 exons. Gene Ontology annotation, molecular function: ATP binding; microtubule binding; microtubule motor activity. Lineage: Eukaryota; Metazoa; Arthropoda; Insecta; Lepidoptera; Noctuidae. The coding region runs from base 334 to 5808 and encodes 1824 amino acids.